Colletotrichum destructivum is the source of this 1658-nucleotide messenger RNA. Its product is annotated as Putative Yip1 domain-containing protein. The record is from RefSeq and is a predicted model, not a curated record. The transcript is spliced from 3 exons. Lineage: Eukaryota; Fungi; Ascomycota; Sordariomycetes; Glomerellales; Glomerellaceae. The coding region runs from base 410 to 1306 and encodes 298 amino acids. Gene Ontology annotation, biological process: endoplasmic reticulum to Golgi vesicle-mediated transport. Gene Ontology annotation, cellular component: trans-Golgi network; membrane.
AACCCACUUUGAAAUCUAGGAGUUGUAGAUACGACCUUGUCCCGUGGUGGAGCUAUGAGGGUAUCGGCGCCUUUCAUUGGUGAGAUCCUUGGCACCAAGCUGUAGUCGGGAGGGCGGGUCAGUAUUUUCCGGAUCAAGGGAGCUUGGACCGCCUGAACGCCUGUUUUGGUAGAGGAAACCGUGGAGUCUUCCCAAGAAGUCGCAAGCUGCUGCUAUGCACUCUACGAAAGUCAAUUUAAACAGUCUGCCCAUUCCAUCUCGAGCUCGGAGAAGAGCAAUCAUUACCUUGAACAUUCGGAAACUCAAUAGACAGCAAUAAUCGACUGCCGCAUAAUCGAUCGCGCGCUGCCCAUCACCUGAAAACGCCAAGGAGAUAUACAGGUGAAUCGACACCAAAACACCCUCAACCAUGGCAUCUACAAGCAGGCGAGAUGACUACGCCAAUCCUCCCUUGCCUGAAGACGACAUGAUCGACCCCGACGAUGCUGAUCUUGACGACUUUGACGACCCUCUCGGCAACACAUCGUCGCGGCAACCGCUGACAGGCAACAUCGGCUCGAGCUCCUCGUCGCGGCCGAUUAAUGAGAACGCCUGGACCUCCAGGAUACCUGGCGAAGACCGCGCUGCGCCUCAAAACACAAUCGACGAGUCGGUCUGGGACACCCUCCGCCGUGACCUGCUCGCUGUCUGGGCCAAGAUGAGGGAGGUUCUGUACCCCAAAUACCUACUUGGGGGAACUAUGUUCGAUGCUGAUGGCAUCCGGGGCGCAUACGCGAACAUUCGUGGGGCCGGACUGUCCGGCGCCCGCGAGGAGAUCACCGGUCUGGCCAGUCGCUUCAUGGAUUCGGAGGCGCUUCUGUCGCAGAACAACAUGACGCCGGGCCUACGUGACUGGGAUCUUUGGGGUCCCCUCAUAUUCUGUCUACUCCUCAGCCUUCUUCUGAGUUUCAACGCACGAGCCGACCAGAAGGACGUUGUAUUCAGUGGAGUCUUUGCCAUGAUCUGGAUCGGAGAGGCAGUUGUGACGCUGCAGAUCAAGCUGCUGGGAGGCAGCAUCUCCUUCGCCCAAAGCGUCUGCAUCAUCGGAUACACUUUGUUUCCCUUGGUAAUCGCGGCGCUCCUCUCGGCCUUUGGCAUUCCGACUGUCGCCCGUGUUCCUGUGUACCUGUUUCUUGUCGCAUGGUCUUUGGCCGCUGGCGUAAGCAUUUUGGGCGGCAGCGGCGUGGUGAAGAACCGAGUUGGCAUCGCGGUAUACCCUCUAUUCGUCUUUUACCUUGGUCUAGGCUGCCUCUGCUUCAUUAGCUAAGGUACCGGUAGGGAGGUAAAGGAUGAGAGCCUGGGAACUAGGGCCUCUAGGAAGGGAGUUAUGCUGCACGUUGUAUGUGACCGAACUAAAGAGCCAAAGCUUGUUCACUGUAUUUCAGAUAUCCAUGUUGUUGUGCCACUGGUUUCCCACCCACAGUUCUAUUUGAGUGAUGAUGGCAAGUCAUUGAAGGAGAGACUGAGUUUUCUUUUGGCUAUCUGGGCUUUGAAGGGGAGAGUUGCUCAAUGUUCUCGCGAAUGUUCCCCGGUGUGUCUAGGUUCUUAGAAACGAGGCAAGGAGUCUCGGCUAAGCGCCGGAGUGAGGCAAUGUGCAAGCAGCAUUGCUAGUUACGGCC